UCGCCAUCAUCAUCACGCGUGGUUUUCCCCCGAUGUUCAACCAGUGACGAUUUCCGCAGGCAUUAGGUGUUUGUUUUACGAAGAAGUACUUGAAGUAGAUUUGCUUUUGUUUCGAUUGUCGUUUUAUUUAGUUUUUUUUGCCAGUGUAUUUGCUUCCAUUCAUCGUCUCCGUUCGCGGGGAACUCAGAGAGGAGCCAUGUACAACGGCAUUGGCCUGACCACGCCACGAGGCAGCGGCACCAACGGCUAUGUGCAGCGCAACCUGUCGAGCGUGCGGGCAAAGCGUCCACGGGACGAGCGCGGCGGCGAGCGGGACGAGAAGGACCGUGAGAGGCUGGAGAGCCAGCUGAACCGCCAGCCCAACGCCGAGAUCCUGGAACACCAGAGAAAGAGGCAACUGGAGGUCAAGUGUGCAGAGCUGCAGGACAUGAUGGAAGAGCAGGGGUACUCCGCUGAGGAGAUUGAAGAGAAGGUGAACAGCUUCCGCAUGAUGCUGCAGGAGAAGCAGGAGCCACCUUCGGCCCCCACCGAGAGAACAUCGGCGACAGAGACUCACGCCCUGGCUGCAGCCAAUCAGCAGAAGAACGACCGGCUGAAGGCGGCGUUCGGCAUCGCCACGGACUAUGUAGAUGGCUCCUCCUUCCAUCCGGAGCGCAAGGAGCGAGAGAAGGAGAAGAGGGAGCAGGAGAAGCUGGAGAGGGAGAAGCAACAGCAGCAGAAAUAUGCGCUGGUAGAAGAGUCAGAGGACUCGGACUCCCCAGCCCGAAAACAGAGCCGCAAGAAGAAAAGGAAGAAAAACAAGAACAGAGACAGUUCAGAGAGCCCUUCCCCCUCUCCUAGACGGGUGAAAAAAACUAAAAAGAAGAAAAAGAAAAGGGACGGGUCGGAAGAAAAGGAUGACAAAGAUAGCUCCUCAGACGAGAAGCAGGCGUCUAAGAAAAAACGCAAGAGAAGUGAAAAUGAGACUCUGCCCCAGAGUAAGACACGGCGCCAUAGAAGUGGGUCCUCCAGCUCUGCUCACAGCCAAUCCCCUGCCCCGCUGAGAGAGAGGCAGAAGAACCAGCCUGUCAAGAGAGCAGAGGAGGGGAGAAAGGGGCCAUCUCCAGACAGGAGGGAGCGUGGUCGCGAGGACGGGAGUCCACAGCGUUCGGGAGGCAGAGCGAGAUCUCCCAGGUAUCCCAGCUCCCCUGAACGCCGACCGAGGGCAGACAAGGAACGGGAGAAGGAGCGACUGAAGGACAAAGAGAAAGAAAGAGAGAAGGAGCGUGAGAAAGUGAAGCCUACCAGAACAAGACACGACUCCUCUUCCCCCUCUCCUCCUCGACUGGAACGAGAGAAAGCCAGGCGCUCCAGAAGUGGAGAGAGGGAUCGAGAGAAGGAUAGAGGAAAGGAGAGAACAAUGCUGCAGAGGAGCAGACACGACUCUUCUUCAUCCCCCUCUCCACCCCCGAAACAACUGGACACCAGGAAACAGAGGAGCGGAAAGAAGGACAAACCACAAAGACGAGACUCUUCCUUGUCUCCAUCUCCAGAAAGAGAGGGAGCAAGGAGAGGAAGGAGUGGAGAGGGGGAGCGAGGAAAGGAAAAAAAUGUCCCCCCCCAAGCCCCAGCUGACAGAGAGAGGGGGAGAGGGAGUGAGAAAGAAGGAUCUCCCCCUAGUCGGAAAAGUGAUGGCGGGAGAGGUAGAAACUCAUCCCGCGACUCCACAUCCCCUGAAUUAAGCAAAGAGAGGGAGAAACAAGAGGAGCAGAGGAAGCGGGAGAGCGAAAGGGAAAAAGAGAGGGAGCGAAACCGAGAUGGAGGGAGAGAGCGCGAGAGGUCCGGCAGACUGUCUUCUACCCAACAACAUCCGUCUACCUGUUUGUCUGAAGACCUCCGCGCGGAGCGACAGGGUGAGGGGGAGAGGAGGGACAGAGAGAGGGAGAAAAAAAGAUACGCGGAGGAGGACAACAGGCGGGAGAACAGAGACCGAAGCCUGCCGGAUAAGGAGCGAGAGAAGGAAUUGGAGAGGGCAAAGGAAAGAGAGAAGGAGAAACCAAAAGCGAAGGAGAGCAGCAGUAGCAGUGGGAGUGACAGCGACAGCUCUUCCUCAUCCUCCGACUCAUCAUCAUCAUCAUCCUCUUCUUCCUCGUCCUCCGAGGGAGAGAAGAAAAAGGGAACAGUGGUGAAGAGCGGCCCAGUGAAAAAAGCCCCCCCCGCUCUCAUCUCCCCUCCCGCUGUAGGUGCUGCCUUCCAGAAGUAUCUGGCCAAUGGGGGCAGAGAGAGCGCUUCAGAGAGUGACGGACAGAGAGCUACCGGGAGAGAGAAGGAACGUGAGAGAACAGGAGGGGACAGGUCCAUGCUCUCUGAAAGGGAAAACCCGCCCCCUGCUCCCCAAAAAGCACCUGUCUCCCAACUCCCCUCUGCUGCAGAGCGCUACCCCCCCACAGACAGAGAGAAGGAGCGAGGGAAGGGACAGGAGAGGUACAGCCCCACUGAGGUAGAGAGCUCCAGCCCUCCACCCUCUCCUCCCAGAAGAGGAGCCCCCCAAGGCGGAGGCGAGAGGUACUCCCCCACUGAAGUGGAAAGAGAGAAGGAGAGAGAGGGAGGGGUGAAGAGCCAGGCCAGGAGGGCAGAGCGGUACAGCCCCUCUGAGCAGGAGAGAGAGUGGGAGAGGAGGGCGCCCUCCCCAAAAGCCCCCGCAGCAGCAGUUGUCCCGCGGCCACGGCGGAGCCGCAGCCGGGAGCUAGAGCACAACCGAGAGAGGCAGAGAGCGAGGGAUAGAGGGAGAGAUCGUUCCAGAGACAGAGGAGCCAGGAGGAGCAGGUCGAGGAGUCCCAGAAGACGCAGUCCCUUCUACAGGUCCCGGCGAUCCCCCUCUCCCGUUCGACAAAGGAGAAGCAGCCACUCGCUAUCCAGAGAAAGGCAGAGACACCAGGAGAGAGAGAAGAAUAGAGAGCUGGAGAGAGCGAGGGAAAAAGAGCGGCAACGUGAAAAAGAGCAAGAGAGGCGAGAGCGCCAACCUCUUAAAGAGGUCCCCCCACCCCGUCGCUCUCCCUCUUCCUCUUCUGGUUCUUCUUCUUCCUCAUCCCCCUCUCCGGCCCGAGAGAGAAAGGAGACGCCUGUAGAAAAGGUGAUGAAACCAACGGUAGAGAAAGACCGAAGAGGUGAUAGAGAGGAGCGAGAGAAAGUGGGAGACAGAGGAAGGAAGGCUUGUUCCAUCUCCUCACCGCUCCCCUCCAAGGAGACCAGUCCCCUUCCCAGCCAAUCAGAAAUCAGAGCCCACCCCAAAGAAACACGGCACUCUGACCCGCCCCGCUCCAGGUCGCCACAGGCCCUCAGCCAUUCAGAGACCAGAGUCUCUCUACGAGAUACCUCGAGGACCCAAUCACCUGCGGUGCUCCCCUCACGCGGCUCUGCCCACCCCACAGACCGACCAGUCAGGACUGAAAACGGUGUGAGCGAGAAGGGGGCCAAAGAGAAAAAGAAAGGAAAGAUGGGCAGCCCCAGCUCAUCAUCAUCAUCUUCUUCCUCCUCCUCGUCAUCUUCGUCUUCAUCAGACAGUUCUGACUCUGAUGCAGAGCACGGAAAAGCAGGUGCCAGGAUAGCGGCUGCCCAUAGCUCUUCCUCCUCCUCGUCCUCCUCAUCAUCCUCUUCUGAAAGCGAGAAGGAAGACAAGAAAAAGAGCCCGGCGCGACCUCACAGAGUGCCAGCUGAUUCGCUGAGAGACUCGCGCUCCCUCAGCUACUCUCCACCCAGACAGAGGCGACCUGCACAUUCCCCACCCACCCGCAGGAGUGGCAGCAGGCAGUCCCCAAGCCGAUCUCCAAGCAGUAGGAGAAGAAAAUGACCCUUCACUCUGAAAUGUAACUAACUUUCCCCCUCAAUCCUCAGAUUUUUCCUAAACACUUCUGGGCUGGUUUGAACUGGACUGUACCAUUGAAUAUUAUAGGGAGGGGGAAGUUAUGGACAUUUGAUCUGUGAAUGACUGUGUGAAUUAAGCGUUGUUGUUGAUUCUGUGGCAUGAGGAUAGCACCACAGGAAGAGAGAGGCAGAAUUUGAAACCCAACAGAGGCCAAGAGGUCUGCUUUUAGUCAAGGGUUUCUGUACAUUUUGUUUUAUGCUGUACUGUAAGGAAGUAACUGUAAAUGGUAGGUGAGAGUCCGUGAUAGGAAAGUAACCUCUGUGCAGACCCAUAUAGACUGGAGUGAAGCAUUCCAGAAUCAAAACACACACACACACACACACACACACACACACACACACACACACACACAGUCCUAUUAAAUUAUCUCACAACAACAAAGUAAUGUUCACUGCGCUUUUUCUGCCCCCUCUGUAUUUGUGCAUUCUACAUGUAGAUAUGACUCAUCUGUAUUUUGGUUAUCACCGAAUGGAUUACGUGCUGUUUCCAUAUAUGUUGACUAGAAACUGCAACUCUUGGUUUGUUUCUCUUUGUGAAAAUAAAAAGUUGUAUCUUCA
This is a messenger RNA of Salvelinus sp. IW2-2015, 4461 nucleotides long. The record is from RefSeq and is a predicted model, not a curated record. NCBI's taxonomy places the organism in Eukaryota, Metazoa, Chordata, Actinopteri, Salmoniformes, Salmonidae.